AUGGCCGGAGAUUCUAGGAUCUUCAUGAACCAGGACAUGGAUAUCGGAGUUACAUCCAGAGAGCCUAAAAAGAUUCCCAAACAGGCUCGGGAUGAUGUCCCCAUUGCCACUGACCGCACCCGCCUCAUAUCAGCAGAAGGUAAGAAGCCACGUCAGCGUUACAUGGAGAAAAGUGGCAAGUGCAACGUGCACCAUGGAAACGUCCAAGAAACUUAUCGAUACCUUAGUGACCUCUUCACUACACUGGUGGACCUCAAGUGGCGUUUUAAUCUUCUUGUCUUCACUAUGGUCUAUACCAUCACUUGGUUGUUUUUUGGGUUCAUAUGGUGGCUCAUUGCCUAUAUACGAGGAGACCUGGACCACCUUGAAGAUGAGAACUGGAUCCCCUGUGUUGAAAACCUCAGUGGAUUUGUUUCUGCGUUUCUGUUUUCUAUCGAGACUGAGACAACAAUUGGGUAUGGCUAUAGGGUGAUAACGGAGAAGUGUCCAGAAGGCAUUGUACUGCUCCUCAUCCAGGCUAUUCUGGGCUCCAUUGUCAAUGCGUUCAUGGUGGGAUGCAUGUUUGUCAAGAUCAGCCAACCAAAGAAGAGGGCUGAAACCCUCAUGUUUUCUAACAAUGCAGUGAUUUCCAUGAGGGAUGAGAAGCUUUGUCUCAUGUUCCGGGUUGGAGACCUCCGCAAUUCCCAUAUUGUCGAGGCUUCCAUUAGAGCCAAAUUGAUUAAGUCCAAACAGACCAAAGAAGGAGAGUUCAUCCCCUUGAACCAAACGGACAUCAACGUGGGAUUUGACACUGGAGACGACAGAUUGUUCCUGGUGUCACCUCUUAUCAUCUCGCAUGAAAUCAAUGAGAAAAGCCCCUUCUGGGAGAUGUCCCGCACCCAGCUGGAGAAGGAAGAGUUUGAAAUCGUGGUCAUCCUGGAAGGAAUGGUGGAAGCAACUGGGAUGACUUGCCAGGCUCGCAGCUCCUACAUGGACACCGAGGUGCUGUGGGGACAUCGCUUCACUCCUGUCCUCACCCUGGAGAAGGAUUUUUAUGAAGUCGACUAUAACAGCUUCCACAGCACUUACGAGACCAACACUCCGGUGUGCUGUGCCAAAGAGCUGGCCGAGUCUCGCCGGGAAGGCCAGCUCCUCGGCCACCUCUCCAGUGCCACCCUCCUGAGCGGAGGCAGAGACGCAGAGACAACAAAAGAGGAAGAGGAAGAAGAGGAAGAAGGCAGGGAGCCAGCAGGAUUGAAUGGAGCCAAUGGGACAGCAGGAGAGGUGAAAGAAGAUCUACCUGUAUAA
Messenger RNA from Antrostomus carolinensis (chuck-will's-widow), 1287 nucleotides. RefSeq names its product potassium inwardly rectifying channel subfamily J member 5 (gene KCNJ5). Gene Ontology annotation, molecular function: G-protein activated inward rectifier potassium channel activity. Gene Ontology annotation, biological process: potassium ion import across plasma membrane; regulation of monoatomic ion transmembrane transport. NCBI's taxonomy places the organism in Eukaryota, Metazoa, Chordata, Aves, Caprimulgiformes, Caprimulgidae. The record is from RefSeq and is a predicted model, not a curated record. Gene Ontology annotation, cellular component: plasma membrane. The transcript has 2 exons. The coding region runs from base 1 to 1287 and encodes 428 amino acids.